AUGUGCUGGGCUGAGAAGCUUGGACAUCGACGAAGUAGUACAACAAUUGUAUACGAUGGACCCGAGUCUCUGGCUCAAGGUCUGCAAAGCACUGGACACCAUGAGGCUCAGCGCAAGCUCGAGCACGAUCCAGCCCUUCCACUUUGCUUGUUUCUCAUCACCGUCUCGAGCUCAAAGCUCCUCUCUGACAAGUGA
Messenger RNA from Penicillium cataractarum, 195 nucleotides. RefSeq lists its product as uncharacterized. NCBI's taxonomy places the organism in Eukaryota, Fungi, Ascomycota, Eurotiomycetes, Eurotiales, Aspergillaceae. Bases 1 to 195 code for a protein of 64 amino acids. The transcript has 2 exons. The record is from RefSeq and is a predicted model, not a curated record.